Molecule: messenger RNA, 2576 nt
Organism: Pocillopora damicornis (cauliflower coral)
Lineage: Eukaryota; Metazoa; Cnidaria; Anthozoa; Scleractinia; Pocilloporidae
Product: cyclic GMP-AMP synthase
Source: RefSeq, a predicted model, not a curated record
AUGAAUAAUUGCAGAGAAGAACAAGAGCCGAAAUCAUUUGACGACAUCUCGUCCGCCGGAACACCAAGUACCAGUUCUCCGCAGUUUGCGUCUACGGACAUGUUAUACAAUGCGGCGUCGGUACCAGAACUAAGAUCCAACCCCAUAAGACCGAAAGAGUUACUGAAAAACCUGCGGAAGUACCAUAAAGAAACAGUCCGCUUACCAGCCAGUGACACACAGUGGGCUAAACAACUUGUCUACAGCCAUACCCAGAAACUGCUCGAGUUUUGCAAGCGGGAGACUGGGGUUGUUCGUAACAUGGAGUACACUGGCUCUAUGUAUGAGAGACUGGAAACUAAGAAGAACAAUGAGUUUGAAGUUAUGGUUGUCUUGACGACGGGUUCCGAAGAUGUUUCAGUCGAAGAAGUUGUUCCAGGACUGUAUACCAAACUAAAAUUGAACACUGAACAAGCUGAUACGAAACUUGUCAAGUUUACAGACAACUUUGAUUAUCUGCGCCCUGAUAAGAUGCGAAACUUACUUGACAAAGUCGCCCAGACAUGGACUGAAAGCUCAAAAAGAUUCUCCGAUGGAACGAGAGUGCGGACUCACAAGCAUGGAACAGCGGUUGAGAUGAUUAUCCGGGAUACUAAUAGAGGAGGCUCUGUAACCGCGCAGUUGGUGCCUUGUGUAAAGAUCGAGGAUGACGCCGGAAUGUCGCGAUAUUUCGUGCCGUGCGCUUUUCAAGAAUACACAAAAUUCGAGUUGGAAAAUAACACAGAGCGUGCGAUUCUGUGGCGGAAAUCAUUUUCGCUGCGUGAAAGAGAGUUGCUGUCCAGUUUAGACCGUUCCGGAAGUACUUGUCGUGCGGAAUGUCUAAAAGUUCUCAAAUUCCUUUUCAAUUCCGACAGAAAGCUGCGCCCUUUUCAUUUCCACAUGCUAAAAACAGCCUUUCUACACUAUCAUAGUCUUGAUCAAGACUGGCGCUCAGAUCAGCUUGGGGAGAAAUUCCUGGGCAUGUUGAGGUACAUUCGGGAGUGUAUCACGAAAAAAGAUUUGCCGCAUUACUUCGUUCCCCGCGUUAAUCUGAUGAAAGUGCUCAGUGUCUCGUCACGUAACAGCAUCGGGGCAAGACUGCAGCAGUUACUCACAGAUGAAAAACAGUUGUUCUAUGCAAUUUCGGGAUAGACUGUUGGGCACAAUUAUUGAAAUCUGUCAAUAUUUCAGAAUUUCAUCUAUGUAAUUAAUUACUGAAGAAUGAACACUUUUUGAAUACGCAUAAACAAUUAACAAGUGACAAGGCACUUUCGUUUCACAAACUCUUACAAUUUUGUUCACCACUUGAUCUAAAUCAGUGAAAAUUGCUGUAAUGAAAGUGAUUUCCCGGAAAAGUAAGUAGUUUUGUAUUAGUCUUCGUAAUGUAUCACUUGGAGCACCAAACAAUUACUUCAACAGUCUUUGCAAAUAAUCAACUGCAAUUACCAUCCGUUUAAGAAACCUAUAUGAGGCAAAGGAUUAUUUUAUCCACGCUGUUACCAAGAGAAUAUAUUCUCUUGACUGUAACACAUAGAUUCACCGUUUUCAUGACAUUUUUGGCUUCUUUAUGCUUCUUGAUACAUUUUCUAGAAGCAAGACUCUAUUUAGACGACGUGCAAUUCCUCCUUUUCGCAGAAUUCCGACGCACCAGUCAAAAAUAAAUCAAUGCGCAAAUAUGGAUGUUAGAGCGCCGCCCAGAACCUUAGAAAUGGGGCAUACGAAAAGAACUCAAAGAGUUCCGCGCGGCGCGCUAAGAUAUUUUGUCGGAGACUUUGUGAUUCGUGCGUGACUUAUGUCAGAUGAUGAAUGUGAACAUCAUGUCAAGAGCUGGAAGCUCCGCCUUAAGUGAUUUUGGGACAUUGAUCAGUUUACAUGAUCAACGCAACCUUGAAUGACCUUUUAAACCAGUACUUGGCAACAACCAAUUACAAAGUAGAGAAUAUCGUCUAAGAGAGUGACUUCUUACAUAUUUUGCAGAGUAGCUUUUUACACACCCGUUGCAAAUAAGCAAAUACGAGAGUGGAAUAAAAUAGUUUGAUUGAGUCUAGUUCGUUAGAGUUCUAUCCCUUGUAAACAGGGCAAAGUUUACGAAAAUUUUUCAAUUAAUUUCUUUAAUCAAUCGCGCGACGGAUUUCCCCGAAAAGCAGGGGCUCUUCGUAGUCUAGACUAUAUUGUGCAUUAUGAAUUAUGCUAACACACGUGUUUGAGGAACAAAAUAUAACUAAGUUUCCCACCAAUACUGUGUCAUCUAUAAAACUCAUUAUUUUCUCUUGAUAACCUAUAACACAAUGGUUAGUUACCAAAGAGAGUCCAAGUCGGCAUGAAUUUAUGUUCAAUUAACGAGAUGAAUCAUUUUGCGAAUGAUGACUUAAUAGAAUUCUUUUUCCUGUCUCUUGAACCUUUAUCAUCAGAAAGUCAAUCCUCCCGUUAGAAACAGAGAGGAUUUUUAUAUGCUUGCGAUACUGCUGUAAAAAUGGAUUGAGGCAAUUUCCUCUGUUUUGUCGCAAUUGUUACGAUCAACCACGUGCAGAGGGUCUCAGUCGGGUUUUACACGUGUA